AUGUUUUCAUAUCUUCUCAGUUUAUCCCUUUCAUAUUUCAUACCACCAGAGAUAGGGACAACAAUAGCUCUUCAUUCAAUUCCAUUAGAAGAUGCUUUUGCUUUAUCUAAAAAUUAUUCCAUUGUUGUCGGCCUUGUUUUACCUAAAAACAGCUCUGAAUUAGCUACAGAAUUCUCAGCAUUCUCAACACUCUACAACAACAGUGUUUAUUUCACAAUGUUAAAAGCAAAAUCUGUCAGAAGGAAAUUAGGAACAUCAACGCCAGCAAAAGCUAUUUUAGUUAUAAUUAAGAACGAAACAAUUGUAGAGUACUGCGGAAAUAUUGAUUCAAACAGAUAUCUCGCUUAUAUGAUCGAAGAAUUCUUAGAACCAAAGCAUACCCUUAUCAUAGAUCAAGAUAGCUUACAAUCGGAGAUCGGAAAAGGCAAAAUGACCAUAUUAACAACAGGUUAUAACAGAAAAAUUGCCCAUCAAGUUUGGCAUUCAUUAGUACGAUCAUACGGACCAGUAUCUCUUGAAUUUAUGACAGACGAUGUAGCCCGCGGCAUCGGAAUUUCUCCACAAGACUUUGCUUAUUACAGAAUUUCCGAUUAUGAGCUUGAUGCCGUCAAAAUGGGAUCGGAUAUCGCUAAAAAGUCCGAUUCACAAAAAGUAGACUACGUUAAAAACCAAAUUCUUAACGCUCUUCGUAAUCCAACAUAUAAAACCCUUACAAUGCGAGAAAUCGUACAUUCUGACAAGCCAAUAGUUACAUUCCUUGUCCAGCGUGCUACAGAAGAUCACUUAGCCUUCUUAAACGAGCUCGGAAAGUAUUUCAGAGAUUUCGAGUUCGGAAUUCUUGAUCUAAACGCUUUUGGCGAAGUCUAUGGCUUUGUUGAAGGCGAUAAAACACACGACAACAUCGCAAUCUUCAGUAUCAAGCACCAAUACACAUAUAAUCUUUCGAAAUUCUACAAGACCGUUCCAGUUGAUAACUUUAGUGUAUCAACAUGGAUACAACCAUUUGUCAACUUCAUUUCGGAGAUUAGAAACAACAAACUCCAGCCAAACUACAAAUCAGAAAAUGAAAACGAAAUUGAUCCAGAAAAAAUAUUUGUUAAGCUCUAUUCGACCAACUACCAUGAAUAUCUCAACAACAACACCGAUAUCGAUGUUGUUAUGCUCUAUGUCAGGAAGAAUUGCAAAGCUUGUUCACUUGGAUUCAGACAACUGAAGCAGUUCAUCGAAAUGAACGAAAUGGCGAACAUUACGUCUGUUAAAUUCGCUUUUAUUGAUGUAUCCCGUAAUGGCGUCAAAGGCGGAUAUCCACAGCGUUAUGUAGAUCCACAUUUCGUUCUUUUCCCAAAGGGAAGAAAGAACAAUGAAAAUCCAGUUCCGAUGUUUGGAAUCCACACAUUUGAAGACUUCUUCCAGAUAUUGCCAAUUUACGCAACAAACUUCACAAUGUACGGAAAGCCGAAAUACCCUGGAGAUAAGACUUACAACGAAAUAGAGGACGCACUGAACUAUUCGUUCACGAAAGUUCCUUUCCACACACAUUUAGCUGCAAAGAAGUCUUUGAAGACAAUGUUGGAUUUGAAAGUUGUCAACGAAACAAAAGCUAAUUAA
Messenger RNA from Trichomonas vaginalis G3, 1608 nucleotides. Its product is annotated as protein disulfide isomerase family. Lineage: Eukaryota; Parabasalia; Trichomonadida; Trichomonadidae. The transcript has a single exon. The coding region runs from base 1 to 1608 and encodes 535 amino acids. The record is from RefSeq and is a predicted model, not a curated record.